This is a messenger RNA of Esox lucius (northern pike), 3689 nucleotides long. RefSeq names its product solute carrier family 12 member 2. Gene Ontology annotation, biological process: potassium ion homeostasis; chloride transmembrane transport; chloride ion homeostasis. The coding region runs from base 180 to 3500 and encodes 1106 amino acids. The record is from RefSeq and is a predicted model, not a curated record. NCBI's taxonomy places the organism in Eukaryota, Metazoa, Chordata, Actinopteri, Esociformes, Esocidae. Gene Ontology annotation, molecular function: ammonium channel activity; sodium:potassium:chloride symporter activity. Gene Ontology annotation, cellular component: membrane. The transcript has 26 exons.
UUAGCCCCACACUCGGGGCAUCACAACUGUUGUAGUUCAGAAGAGAGUAAACCGGGAUUCCCAAACUUUGGCUUUAGUCUUGAGAUGUAUAUGUUUUUUGAUGAAGGAAUUUAAAUGGUACUUUUAAAAAAUAAAUUCUGCUAUACAUUUUAUAAUACAGUUAGCACUUCUCAGUUGACAUGUCCUCACCUUCCGGUCAGAAACCUGCUCUCAAGACUCCGGGUUCUGGGCAAACCAGGUUUCAGGUGACGGAGGUAACGGAGUUAGGACCCGCCACAUCUGGAGAGCGUAUUGCCGCGGGGACUGAUGGAACUGUGGGAACAACAGGCAGUAAAGUGCCGGCAGGUGGAGAGGAGUCAAAAGGGAGAUUUAGCGUGGUCAAGUUUGUUGAAGGGACAGAAGCAUCUGAUGUGGCUCAGAAUGGUGACACUGUCAGAAGCACUGGCAGUCAUCGUUCCUCUGCAAGCGGUCAUACCAACAUUUCGGAUACCCAUUCAAAUACUUAUUAUUUGCGAACAUUUGGCCACAACACCAUUGAUGCUGUUCCAAAUAUUGAUUUCUACCGACAAACAGAAGGGCCUCUAGGAGAAAAGUUGAUACGGCCAAGUCUUUCGGAGCUCCACGAUGAACUUGACAAGGAACCCCUGGACGAAGAUGGCUUUCCUAUUGGGGAGGAGUCUACUAUUGCCGAGGAGGCUGCAGCUAAAGAGGGAACGAAGGACCAAGCGAAGGGAGGAACUGUCAAAUUUGGCUGGGUCAAAGGUGUCCUGGUGCGUUGCAUGUUGAACAUCUGGGGUGUCAUGCUCUUCAUUCGCAUGUCAUGGAUCGUGGGACAAGCCGGCAUCGGUCUGACAUGUGUUAUUAUUCUAAUGGCAACUGUUGUAACAACCAUCACUGGACUCUCAACUUCAGCAAUAGCAACCAAUGGGUUUGUUCGAGGAGGUGGAGCUUAUUACCUCAUAUCAAGAAGUUUGGGUCCUGAAUUUGGUGGCUCCAUUGGUCUCAUCUUUGCCUUUGCUAAUGCUGUGGCCGUAGCCAUGUAUGUUGUGGGCUUUGCGGAAACUGUUGUUGAGAUGCUCAAUGACGUGGAUGCCCUUAUGACAGAUGAGCUUAAUGACGUCCGAAUAGUGGGCACACUCACAGUCAUCCUCUUGCUAGGCAUCUCCGUGGCAGGCAUGGAGUGGGAGGCAAAGGCCCAGAUUGUGUUAUUGGUCAUUCUUUUGGCUGCCAUUUUCAACUAUUUUAUUGGAACUGUCAUACCAAUGGAGUCAAAAGAGCCCAAAGGCUUUUUUGGCUACAAAGCGGCUAUCAUGAUGGAGAACAUGAGUCCAGAUUUCAGAGACGGGGAGACAUUCUUUUCUAUGUUUGCAAUCUUCUUCCCGGCUGCAACAGGCAUCCUGGCAGGUGCCAACAUCUCAGGAGACCUUACAGAUCCUCAGUCAGCCAUUCCAAAGGGAACUCUUUUGGCCAUCUUAAUAACAGGAAUUAGUUAUGUGGCAGUGACUGUUUCUACUGGAUCUUGCAUUCUUAGAGAUGCCACUGGUGAUCCAAAUGACACCUCUAGUGUUGGCGACUUGAACUGUACAGAUGCUGCCUGCACACUUGGUUAUGACUUCUCCAUUUGUAAGGAAGGUGGCUGCAAGUUCGGGCUGAUGAACGAUUUCCAAGUUAUGAGUUUGGUGUCUGCGUUUGGACCUCUGAUUACUGCUGGUAUUUUCUCAGCCACGUUGUCCUCUGCCCUGGCCUCUCUCGUCAGCGCCCCAAAAGUCUUCCAGGCUUUGUGCAAGGAUAACAUCUACCCAGGUCUCCAUGUCUUUGCCAAGGGAUAUGGAAAGAACAAUGAACCUCUUCGGGGUUAUGUUCUUACCUUCUGUAUUGGUCUGGCCUUCAUUCUCAUUGCGGAGCUAAAUGUCAUCGCCCCCAUCAUUUCAAAUUUCUUCCUGGCCUCAUACGCAUUGAUCAAUUUCUCUGUGUUCCAUGCGUCUCUGGCCAACUCCCCAGGGUGGCGCCCCAGUUUCAGAUAUUACAAUAAGUGGGUCUCACUUGCCGGAGCGGUGCUGUGUUGUGCUGUCAUGUUUGUUGUAAACUGGUGGGCUGCUCUUAUGACCAAUAUCAUAGUCUUGGCACUCUAUGUUUAUGUCAGCUAUAAGAAACCAGAUGUUAACUGGGGCUCCUCAACUCAAGCUCUGAUUUAUAACCAGGCCCUGACACACAGCCUCCUUUUAACGGGCGUAGAGGACCACAUCAAAAAUUUCAGACCCCAGUGUCUGGUAAUGACUGGAUACCCCAACGCCCGGCCGGCUUUACUGCAUCUGGUGAACGCAUUCACCAAGGAUGUGGGCCUCAUGGUGUGCGGCCACGUUCGCACCGCUUCCCGUCGGCCAAACUUCAAGGAGAUGUCUCUUGAUCAUGCCCGCUACCAACGCUGGCUGAUGAAGAACCGCAUCAAGGCUUUCUACACCCCUGUGUUUGCUGAAGACCUGAGACAUGGAGCCCAGUACCUUUUGCAGGCCACAGGUUUGGGACGUUUGAAACCCAACACUCUGGUGAUGGGCUUUAAGAACAACUGGAGUGAUGGCGAGAUGAAAGAUGUAGAAAUGUAUAUCAACAUUAUUCACGAUGCCUUUGACUUGCAGCAUGGUGUUGUCCUCAUCAGACUACAGGAGGGUCUUGAUGUCUCACAUAUUCAAGACCCAGAUGAGCUUCUGUCAUCCCAUGAGAAGAAGGAUGCUGGUAUGAAGGAUGCGGUGGUGUCCAUCAACAUGGGGGGUAAAGAUUCUGAGGAUGGUCCACCAUCCCAAAUCACAAGUGCUCAAAACAGCCCCCUUAUUCUCAGAGAGACAAAGAGCAGUGCCAAACCACUGAGCCUAACAGACCAGAGGCUACUGGAAGCCAGCCAGCAGUUUAAGAAGAAGCAGGGCAAAGGCACGGUGGACGUGUGGUGGCUUUUUGACGACGGAGGUUUGGCUCUGCUAAUUCCAUACUUGCUUACCAACAAAAAGAAAUGGAAGGAUUGCAAAAUACGUCUCUUUGUUGGUGGGAAGAUCAACAGGAUUGACCAUGAUCGCAGAGCAAUGGCAGCUCUACUCAGCAAGUUCAGGAUCGAUUUCUCUGCAAUCUAUGUUCUUGGGGACAUCAACACAAAGCCAAAGAAACACAAUGUUCUUAGUUUUGAGGAGAUGAUCGAGCCUUAUAAGCUGAAGGAGGAUGACAUGGAGCAGGAGGCUGCAGAAAAGUUGAAAGCUGAGGAGCCUUGGAGGAUCUCAGAUAAUGAGCUGGAGCUCUACAAAGCUAAGACUAACCGACAGAUCAGACUGAAUGAAUUGCUGAAGGAACAUUCCAACUCAGCAAAACUUAUUGUUAUGAGCAUGCCAUUGGCUCGAAAGGGAGCAGUGUCCAGUGCCCUCUACAUGAGCUGGUUGGAGACUUUGUCAAAAGACCUGCCUCCUAUUCUCCUAGUACGGGGAAACCAACAGAGUGUCCUUACCUUCUACUCUUAAAAAGCUUCUUGCUCUCCAUUUAACUGACCAAAAGUUUUUAUGGAAGAGGAGUCAGUUGGGUUUAAAGAAGUGGGUGUAAAAUGUGCCGAAUUUGUAUGGAACUAAUUACUAAUUGUAUUCCUUUUAAAUCGUGUAUACAUUGUAGCAGCAUAAAAUAGCAUACAGUGGGGCAAAAAAAGUAUUUAGUCA